Messenger RNA from Pocillopora verrucosa, 4243 nucleotides. RefSeq names its product transmembrane protein 245. Lineage: Eukaryota; Metazoa; Cnidaria; Anthozoa; Scleractinia; Pocilloporidae. The record is from RefSeq and is a predicted model, not a curated record.
GCUGGGGACCCCCACAAAAGCCACCAUACGGAUCUUGACAACGCUUGAGGAAAUCAGCCGUUUGAGCGUAUUCUUCCCCACCUAGUUGUACGUUUAACAUUUCAAGACCAUGUAAUAUCCAGUAGCAUAGCCAAGGUCGACUGGCGUCCAAACAUUCGUAACUUUGAGAGAGAUCGUGAAGGCCUCUCUUGAGGUACUGAACAUGCUUCUGGCGAUACAGUGAUAGGUCGGGAUCAAGAUUGGAGACUCGCAUGUAGGCUAAAUAAUUUCUUGCUACCGAGUUUUCCACCUUUUCUUGUUCUUCGGAGGUUAUAGUCGUAAGACCGUCAUCUUUAAAGCGCAGAUCUUCCACUGAUUUAGCCGAGUGGUAGGCCAUUGUAACUUGUGUUGCGAUACUAGAUACCAGUUUUCUCGCUGUAGUGAAAAUGGGCACGAGAGCCAGUCUUUGUGACGUAAGGAGAUAGCCAUAUAUGGCGAGACAGAAAAAACAUACACUAGGGUGGCGCGCAGUUUGCAUCAGCUGUUGGUGUUUCAUGCCUUUAAUGUACACCGGGUUAAAAUUUACGAAAUGUCAGCUCUGAGAGGAAUACAUAAGCAAAGGAGUCUUGAGUCGAUGAGCUCUUCUUUUACUGCCGUUUUCACUUCGGUUCGUGCGCAACAAAACGAAAAAGCUGUGAAACUUGCGUUCUAUAACACGGCUGCUCUGGUUUUCGUGUCCCUUAGUGGAUGUGCUGCAGUUGCAGUUUAUUAUGUUUUAGAACCUUUCUUACGUCCUCUGCUAUGGGCUGGGCUGUGUGGCGCUUUUUUAUAUCCUUUUAAGUGGAAAUUGACGCAGAUAGUUCGAGGAUUUCUUCGUUCUUUGCGAGAAUCUCACACUCCAUUAGUGCUUGGUGCAAUGGUGAUACCUUUUCAGUUGGCCAACAAAUCGUCAGACGUAGUUGGGUCUUUUGUCGUACGAAGGAGCCGUAUUUUUGCCAUAUUUUGCCUAACUGCAGUUAUUGCCUAUGUUUUGUACAUUAUUAAGCCAUUUUAUGAGAUUGUGUGGAUUUUAAAGGGAUCUGGAACAGCUGUUCAUGGCCUUUUGGACUUCUUUUAUAAUCCAUAUCUGGUCUGGACUGUUAUAAUUGGUUACAUUUUAAGUCUGAUAUUCCUCUGGACACCAAGCUCCUCUGGGGUCAUCUCAAUGUUUUCUCUUCCUGUGUGGAUUAUGUUUCUGCUUCAUCUUGUAUCACUCACUGGAUCUUACAGGAUUCUAUUUUUUAUGCUUCUUGUAAUCUGUUCAGUUGUUGGAUGUAUUACAGGAGUCUCAGAGGGGCAAGAUCAAGUUGAUAGUAAGAAAGUUGGGGAAAGUAAAAGACAUAAUCUUAUGAGACGCCUGUCAGUGGCAGCUGCUGCUCUGGUUACCUCUUUGCCAACCUCAGAUUCUAAUGAAUCCUAUAAUAAGGAUAGCAGAGGGUCAUCUACAAGCCUUACUACACCUCCGUCAGCCACAUCCCCCAAUAGUGAUGAAAAUGGUCAGGAUUCUGUAGACGGAAAAGUCUCUUCAAAGCUUCGAAGGGCUAAGAUUUGGAGACCAAAGCAGUCAAUUAAGAUUAAAGAAGAAGCAAAUUGUGAGGGAAAAAGUCAUGUUUAUUUUGUGGCUCUUUUCUGGGGAAUUUUUCUCUCAAGACUGUGGCUUCAUUGGGACUUUAUUAUGAUUUUCAUAAUACCAGUCACACUGUAUGGUUUAAAGCAGCUUCUGGCUUACUGGAGCUCCUCAAUCUGUUCAAGUUCUCCAGCACUCUAUCUUCAUUCUCUAUGGAAAAAUUUCAAAAGUUGGACUGAUGAGAGGAGACCAGCAUUGGUUCCAACCCCACUUAAUGGAUUGUUCAAAGGAGGAAUGAAAGUAGAUCGUGCUAUCAACAACAUAAUGGACAAAUCAAUGGAAAACAUAAUAAGUAUCUUUAUGGUGCUGUUCCUUUUUGUGGCAUUCUCUGUCAUCACAGCCUUUUUUGCAGUGAAGGUUCACCAUGAGAGUGCACAACUGGUGUCUGUAAGUGCCAACUUAGUGAACAAAGUGAUGGCUGACAAUCCUCAGCUUGUCAACUGGAUUCAGGAAAAUGAGGAACUGAAGAAAACAUUGGGAUCAACUGUGGAGAGAUCAUACAUGCAUGGAAGAAAGUACAUUGCUGCCAAGGUUCAGUCCAUGUUUGGUGACAGCAAUUCCAGUGCACUCCAAGAGGAAGUGCUAGACUUUACUGAUCACAUUUAUCACUCAUGGAUUAAUUGGGGUAAUACUUCUACAACAAAGGAAUUAUCAAAGAAUGGAACACUUACAACAGACAUACCAAGCCACAAUAACAUGAGUGCAGCUAUCUCCUGGAAAAAUGUCAUGCACAUUUUUAAUGUGUUUGAUUUUCGAGUAUCUUUCUCCUUGAUCAGAGAAAAUCUUGGCACUCUCAUUUCUCUACUGGAGUCUGUUUGGAUGUUUUUCAAGGGAAACAUCAGUUUUGCCUUUAACCUUGUUACUACAAUGUUGUCCAUUGUGUUCUUCAGCGGUGCAUACCUUCUGAACACUGGCAUAUCAAUGAUUAUUUUUGUCACUGCAUUGUUUUACCUGUUGAGUACCUCUGGUGAACAGUACAAGCCUGUUGAGUGGUUUGGCAAACUUACAGCAACUGGUACAUCUGGGUUUGGAGAUUCUGCUUAUGGAGCCAUCAGGGAUGUAUUUGGAGCAGCCAUUAAAAUGGCAGCCUUUUAUGGUGUCUACACCUGGUUGACCCACACCACAUUUGGUGUUAACAUUAUAUACAUCCCAUCAGCAAUCGCAGCCAUUACAGCCGUUGUUCCGUUUAUUGGCACUUAUUGGGCAGCAGUACCAGCUGUACUUGAAUUGUGGUUAAUCCAGGGACAAGGAAUAAUGGCAGCUGUGUUAGCAGUCUGUCAUUUCUUACCCACGUACUUUGUAGAUGUUGCCAUCUACAGUGAGAUCAGUGGUGGAGGUCACCCUUACUUGACUGGUUUAGCUGUGGUUGGAGGUAUCUAUUGUGUUGGGCUGGAGGGAGCCAUCAUGGGACCAAUAAUACUUUGUUGUUUGAUAGUCGCAUUCAAUGUGUACAGCCGUAUGCUUGGUCACAGCAGUCCUGUACCUGAUCCAGAAGUUCCAUCAGCCACAAGUGACAUGCAACAAAGUACACAACACUCACAGCAUAAAGAUGAUCAAGAGGGAAGUGGCAAGGCUCUGACAGUCUCUUAGAUCAUAGCAGGAAGUUAUCAAUUUUAAUUAAUAAAGAAUGUUAACAUAAUAUGAUGUUAGAGUACUUUAAAUUUUGAGAAUAAACAUUGAAUAAAAUCAUAACUAUGAUAUAUGCCAGAAAAUAUUGCAGAUCUACAAUAACGGAUCAAUAAAUCAGCUAUGAAUGCUUUAACUCCUAUGAGUGACCAAGACAGAAUGUCUGUACAAUAUCAGGCAAACAUGAUGAAAGUGAUGAAAAUGAAGAAAAGUAUCAAUUAAGGGAUUAUUAGUUGAUCCUAAACCAAAUUCCCAAAACUGACCACAUCAGUAUUGUAUGGUAGGCAGUAAGGAGAAUUGCUAUUAAGAUCUUGGGAGUAAAUGGGUUAAAUCAAUCAAUCUUUAAUUGAUGGUUAGGAGUGAACACAAAAUCAUUGUGUGAAAGGGAAGAGUCCUGAUAUAAUGUUUGUUUUCAUUCUGACCAAGAUUCUAGCUUUCAAACAGCACAAUUGGAUACAUCCAAUCAAAUUUGGUGUCAGCUUUUAUAAUUGAUUUUCUUGUGGAGGUACCUUCAGGGAAAUCAAAGGAAGAACUAAUGUAAUGCAGUUGAAUAUAACCAAGUGGAAAAAAGGUAUUUGAACAGAGGUUGUUUUUUAUGUGUGUAUUUAAACCUUUUCUGUGAUUUUCUUCGCAAGAUAAAAUUAUACAUUAAAUUAUUAAUCAUUCACAUUGGAUAAAUUUUGGAAUGGGAUGGUCUACCAGUCACUGAAAAAUGAACUACUUAAUAAAUCUUUUAAAAUCUUUUCCAGACUUUUAUAACCACUGAUUUCAUAAUCCAAACUCAAGUAAGGUUUGAUUCAAGAAAUAAGGUAUGUUCAGGGGAAUUUUUUUCGAGGGUUUACCCACAAAUAAGAUAUUCUUCAUUCAUACAGAACAGAUUUUGGCAAAGAUAAAUGCAUUAAAAGAAAGAUAUAGAUGGUUUCAAAAUAAUAAUCAUAAUUUAAGUUGGAAAAUGAGUAGAGUGAUAACAGU